Hermetia illucens (black soldier fly) is the source of this 3125-nucleotide messenger RNA. It is a transcript of the gene Sobp, whose product is annotated as sine oculis-binding protein homolog. NCBI's taxonomy places the organism in Eukaryota, Metazoa, Arthropoda, Insecta, Diptera, Stratiomyidae. Bases 1360 to 3105 code for a protein of 581 amino acids. Gene Ontology annotation, cellular component: nucleus. The transcript has 3 exons. The record is from RefSeq and is a predicted model, not a curated record. Gene Ontology annotation, biological process: animal organ development.
GUGGCUUCAAUCGGAAGUGAACAGAUGGAAAUGGGCCGAAGCCGUAUUCACAACUGACGAUUACAACCAAUCAUUUGGGUUUCCCCCGAAACGAAUGGCAUCGGUUCUUGUUGUUGCUUUUUAAAAUGGACAGAAACGCUCGGCUCGAACUUCGCUGGGUGGCUUUGGCUUCAAGAAGAAUUCUCCUGCAAAUUGUCGGAGACGCCGUCGUCACUGAGCACGUGAGCGUCUCACGCGCAGAAUCCGCAACGACACCCCGUUUAUUUACGUUUCGGGUUUCAGUUGUUGCCCGCGGAUGACCAGCGCUCGGGAGAGGGUGACGAACGUUAUUUGCGGCGGAGUAAAUAGUACAUACACGAGUAGCGGGAACUCGAACCCGACUGGAUCCGGGCUGGCACCGGAUGGAAGUGAGCGCGGCUGGUUUUCGAGUCAGUUUAGAUUUAGAUGUCGUUUGGGUAGAGUCGUGCCCGGGUUCGUGUGAUUCCUUGAGGUGAGCCGCGUAAUGAGUUAGUCCUGAGCUGGGGACUGUCGGUGCGUCGUGAUCGCGCUGGCUCACGAAGGACCUUUCGCCAGUGGGCCGUCAAUUAAAGAGCGAGCUAAAUUUAGGUGGUGCAUAAGGCAAAGUGCAUUACGUUGCAGAUUUGGCGGCAAGACUGAACCGUCAGUAAUAGACAAAGAAACGGUUUGACGCGGCUGGUCGCGAUUUCAGUCGAAGUGGUGAAUGCGUGGCGGCGUGCUAUUUUUGGCUCGGUGUCGGGAGCACAGGCGGCGGCGGCGGUUGAACCCGAUCGCGUGGAGCCCGUGAAAGCCUCACGGGAGAGCUGGACUGCCCGCACGAGUGAAGGACGCUGGUCGACGAGAGUCUUUCGGAAGGGAACCUGCUCCCGUGGCUGCGAGGAAGUCCACAUCACGGUGCUGUGAACCCGUGACGAAAUCUCUUGUUUGCCGUUUCGACACUUGUUCUAUUUUGGGUUGCUGUUUUCUGCUCGGUUUUGGUGUCGUCAUUCUUUGAACUUGCGAGCAGAAUUCGUUUGGAAUGUACGCAUUCCUCCGGAUCAUUGACAGCAGCAACUUAAAGAAGUUCGUUAAUUAACAGUAGUUAGGACUGCAACGUAUUCGUGCAGACGUUCGCCGUUAUCGGAUCCAAGUUAGCAGUUUCGCGAGUUGACCGCGAGGAUCCAGUGGGUGUAAGGCGGUCGAUGCAGUGGUUGCACAAGUAUUUGCACAAUGUUUUUUGUUUGUCGGCCAAGCUAGGUGGGAAUUGUUACUGUGUGGUCCCAACUUCACCUGCUGCAAGUGCGUGUUAUGAAAAGGUAUUGUGUCUGUUGUUGCGUUAGUGCAGUGCGAGUUUGAGUUCUCAUGGAAAGCAACAUGUCGACGAAAGCAACCCCACCGCCAGUUGUCAAAAUCAAAAAGGAAAUUGCCAGCGAUGAAAUCAAAGACUUUGCUGAAACGGCCAUGAAUGAACUGCUCGGGUGGUAUGGAUACGACAAUGUAGACAGAAUUGAUCUGCAGGGAAAACAUACACGAAUUCCUGGACCAAUGGUAAAUUCGGUGGAGAAUUCAUUCAGAAACGAUUCGAAUAAUAGCAACAGCCAUCAUGAUACCAGUGGUGCUCCUAGUCAUGACAGUUCUCGGGAAGAUUCCAGAAGUCCAAGCUCAACGAAAAACUACGAAAAAAUAGAGACUCUUUGCGGAUGGUGUAAGCGCUUAGUACCACAAAACUCACCAGAUUUUUUAGCAACACCUGAAGGACCCCGUUACUGUUCAGAAUCUUGCUUCGCUCAAAGCCGUCGGGCUUCCUUCAAGCGUGCAAAAACAUGUGAUUGGUGUCGUCAUGUACGUCAUGCGGUCAGUUAUGUGGAUUUCCAGGAUGGAGCUUCGCAAUUACAAUUUUGUUCAGACAAAUGCUUAAAUCAGUACAAGAUGCAGAUAUUCUGUAAGGAGACACAAGCUCAUUUAGACAUGAAUCCGCAUUUAAAAGAUAAAGGGGUGGAUACGACUGGUGCUCUUAUUACGCCUGAUUUAUGGUUGAAAAAUUGCCGCAGCCGCUCAGCAACGCCAGAACAUUCGGAUGUUUCUAGAUCGUCAACACCAACCCAGAAGAAUUCAAUGUCACAACAGUUAGUGCAUAAGCCAGUGAUCUCGGUGGCACCACCUUCAAAACUUCUUUCCAGAACCCAACUGAUGGAGAGCACAAGGCAGUCACCAAAACAUAAUCGUAAAAAGCGUUUUACCCGAUUGAAUAUAGGUCACAACAGUGCUGGUCAUAAUGGUAGUGGUAGUGGCGGCGGCGGUAUAAGUAAUUGUAACAGUAGCAUCCCGAAAGUAGGGGUUGAAAAUGUGAAUAAUAAUCAAAGCAGCGCUGCAAAACCCUGCACUUUCACCAAUGUACAAGAUCUGCGGAUGAACAUCCCACCUGUUUCUCCAAUAGACAGUACGCUUCCUCCUAGGGUUGGACUUAGUUCUCCCUUUUUCUCGGGCCUAACCCCUGGUGCAUUUAAUGUUAACCAGCCGUUCCUCAACAAUCACCCACAUCCUCGUCUAUUGGGGCUUAACUCACAAUCUCAGAUACUUCCAAUACCUGGAGCGGAUUUUGCAAGCUUGUUUUCGGCUUUUGGAACGACACCUCCUCCUGUUACUGUGAUGGUUCCGUAUCCAAUCAUAGUUCCUCUUCCAAUUCCGAUUCCCGUACCAUUACCUAUAACAGAUUUCAUCAAGGCAGCUGAAUCUCGAAAAAAUGGUGCUAUGCCUUCGCAAAAGGGGGAAACAGAAACAAGCUCCCACGAACAAGAAGAGUACGUCGAGCCCUUAGACUGUUCCAAAUCCAAACCACUUCCUCCCGAACCUGAUGACGUUGAAAAAUCAUCCACUUCGAAAGAUGACUCGCUCCACAGUUUAGAAAACCAUAACUCAGACGAUAUCGGUGACAAAGACACUCUGCCCAAACUGAAGAUAACAAGGCUCAAUUCGAAACGCGCAAUAAUGAACCCGCCCCGAGAAUCUGAGAGUAGUAGACCACUAAGGAAGCGUAAAAGGGUCAUUGAUUGUGAUUAUGUAAAAGCAUCCAAAGAAUUUGACGACAAAAAUAAGUCUAGAAAGUAGGCAAAGAUCUGCCAAAUGCU